Messenger RNA from Stegastes partitus (bicolor damselfish), 1302 nucleotides. RefSeq names its product solute carrier family 30 member 8 (gene slc30a8). Bases 10 to 1158 code for a protein of 382 amino acids. NCBI's taxonomy places the organism in Eukaryota, Metazoa, Chordata, Actinopteri, Pomacentridae. The record is from RefSeq and is a predicted model, not a curated record. Gene Ontology annotation, biological process: response to zinc ion; insulin secretion; response to glucose. Gene Ontology annotation, molecular function: zinc ion transmembrane transporter activity. The transcript is spliced from 9 exons. Gene Ontology annotation, cellular component: plasma membrane.
AGCAGCAUCAUGUUCAGGAGCAAAGACCCGGAGAAGUUUCACCUGAUGACCGAACCGAAGAGCUGCUACUCAGCUGGAAGCGGGUCGAACCACGAGGCGCCGCAGAAAGAUGGCGACGUCAAGCAUUGCCAUGACAACAGCCAUGCCCAGGAGGACCGAGAGGCGGAGAAGCGGUCGGCCAGGAAGAGGCUCUACCUGGUGUCUGUGAUCUGCCUGGUCUUCAUGAUCGGAGAGAUCAUCGGUGGGUACCUGGCCGGCAGCCUGGCCGUAAUGACCGAUGCCGCUCACCUACUGGCGGAUCUGACCAGCUUCAUCAUCAGCCUGCUGUCGCUGUGGCUGUCCUCCAGACCGGCCACACACAGACUCAGCUUCGGCUGGCACCGAGCAGAGAUCCUGGGAGCGCUGCUGUCCGUCUUCACCAUCUGGCUGGUCACAGGUGUGCUGGUGUACCUGGCCGUGGAGCGCCUGAUCCACAAAGACUUCACCAUCGAGGGCCACAUCAUGCUCAUUACGUCCGGCUGCGCUGUGGCAGCGAACAUCAUCAUGGCGGUGACUCUUCACCAGACGGGUCACGGCCACAGUCACGGAGGUCUCGGCUCCGGAGCGCACAAGAACCACGACGAGGGCAGCGACCUGGAGAGCAACCAGGACGACCACGGUCGGAGUACUCGGCAGGCCAACGCCAGCGUCCGAGCAGCGUUUGUUCACGUCAUUGGAGAUCUGCUGCAGAGCGUCAGCGUGCUCAUCAGCGCCAUCAUCAUCUUCUUCAAGCCUGAGUAUAAGAUCGCUGAUCCCAUCUGCACCUUCCUGUUCUCCAUCCUGGUCCUCUGCACCACCGCCACCAUCAUCAAGGAGAUCCUGAUUGUCCUGAUGGAGGGAACUCCAUCGGGGGUGAAGUACAAGGAGGUCAGAGACGGUCUGCUGGCAGUUAAAGGAGUCACAGCUGUUCACAACCUGCACAUCUGGGCUCUGACCGUGAACCAGGCGGUUCUGUCUGCACACGUCGCCAUCGAUGAGUCCGUCGACGCUCAGACCGUCCUCAGAGAAAUGACCCAGGCCUGUUUCUCUUCCUACAACUUCCACUCGGUCACCAUCCAGAUGGAGCGGCAGGCCGACCUGAAGCCCGGAUGUUCUCUGUGUGAGAACCCAGAGAAGUAGAACCUCCAGAGGUUCUGCUCUGUUGCUGUUUCACUGUGAACGAAGCUAGAAACCACCAGGAGCUCAACUUGUUUGUGACGUUUUAUCUGCUUUAUUUUUGAUUUGUUUCUGGAUUUUAAAUGUAUUUGCUGUGAACUCAUAAAU